This is a messenger RNA of Miniopterus natalensis, 811 nucleotides long. The record is from RefSeq and is a predicted model, not a curated record. NCBI's taxonomy places the organism in Eukaryota, Metazoa, Chordata, Mammalia, Chiroptera, Miniopteridae.
AUGGCUGCGGCGACCCGGGCCGUGGCCGAGGCGACCGGGGCCGUGGCUAAGGCGGCCAAGCCCAGUGGCGAAUUGCAAGGCGCUGAAGUUAAAACCCCGCAGCCCACGCCAAAACCCCUCGGGGCACCGCAGAGGCGGAGCCCGCUCUCCGUGCUCAAAGUAUCCCAGCUGCUGCUCGGAGCCAUCGCCUCGCACGAAGGGCUGACUAUGGCCACGCUCAAGAAGGAGCUGGGAAAUGCGGGCUACCAAGUGCGCAGGAAGUGCCGCCGCCACUGGGGCGAAGCGCCCAAGUCUGAAACUAGGGGCGCACUCCUCAGGGUCAGCGGCACCAACGCCUCCGGCUAUUUCAGGGUCUGGAAGGCUCCGAAGCCCAAGAGAAAGCCCGGACGCCCGAGGCUGGCGGAGGGCGCGCGGGCCUGGCGGCGGAGCCCCGCGGUGCCGCGGCGGAGCCCGCGGAGGCGCUGCGCGCGGCGCAAGGCGGCCAAGAAGGCCAGGGAAGUGUGGCGCCGGAACGCGAGGGCGCAGAGCUCCGUGAAGAGGCUAAGGUCCAGGGCCCGGGACCCGGGGCGCUCUAGAGCCAAGGAGGAAACGAAGGCCAAGGUGAUGGACGAGGGGAGAGGACGGACCAAGAAGGAAGACAGGCCUCGGGCCCGAGAUGAGAAUAGGCCAAGGGAAGAGAAGAAGCAUGACCCUGAGAAGCCGAUAAAACGGACCGUCCUGAGGUCAGCCUCCAGGGCUGCUCGCGCAAAGGCUUCUACUAAAUUUGAAAGCCCUUGCAAUGCAACCGGGAAUCCUUAGUGUAGGAGCAACU